GCAGUCGUGAAGAAGAAAAUGAGCAGCUUACUUGGUUUUUUUAGGGCUCAAAGGAGCAAAUGCAAGAAGUCCGUGGGUACAGGAAAAGGUACAACUGAAAUUUUUGUUUCCAAAUGGUUUGCUUUUGAACGGAUGAAAUUUCUGCUCGACAAAGACCAACCAAAUUGCACCCUAGAUACCGAAACUCGAGAAAUGGACGAUGGAGAAGUUACUGACCUAAAUGAAUCUUUAACCGAAGAAGAAAAUGUAACUAAGUCUGAUAAUAAUGUGACACAGCCCAAUGACCUGAAUGCGGAAGAGACAGUUGACUCACCAAACGGUACUGCUGCAGAAAAACCUGUACAUGGAAAAACUUCAAGUCGAAUAGCAAAGGAGCCUCAGAUUUUUCCAAAAAAACGUAAGGUAAACGAAGAUCCCAAAGUAGCAGAAGCUUAUAAAAUUAUGAAGGAGGCACAGGCCCGCAGUUCUAGACGAGAGAAAGCUGAAGAUCGGUUUGACAUCUAUGGGCAACACAUCGCGUCAAAAUUAAGAACCUAUUCUAAAAGAGCAGAAAUAAUGGUCGAACAUGCUAUCAACAAUAUACUUUUUGAAGCAGAUCUAGGAAACUAUGACGGGCCGUCUUCUGGAAGCUCUUUUCAGCAACAUAGCCUAGUUAGUCUUCCUCUUCCCAGCCCUGCCACAAGUCAGUAUACCUCUUAUUCCGACCCUCUAACAAAUACAUCAGCAACUGAGAGUAGUCAACCUUCAAAUAAUAUGGAUACAUCUGGAUACAAUAUACCAACUGCACAGAACUUGUUUGCAACUUUUAACCCUAUAACCUAUACACUAGAACAGCCAACAAAUACUUCUCAAUAAGUUUUUCCAGUUUUCAUUUAUAUGUAGAGUAGCGGCGGGUAAUAUGAAAUACACCGGCUAAUAUGGAAUACCAUCUAAUUGGCUAAACUUAUGCUGCCAUUUAUAAGGCGGUAGCAAAAAUAUGCUCGUCGUGAGUGCAGAUUUAUACCCAAAUACGCGCAUAACUCUGUAAUCGGUAAUCGUUGCACUGUACUGCACCUAGAAGAAUUUAUGACUAGAAUAGAAAACAGUAUUCCAUAUUACCCGC
Messenger RNA from Acanthoscelides obtectus, 1102 nucleotides. NCBI's taxonomy places the organism in Eukaryota, Metazoa, Arthropoda, Insecta, Coleoptera, Chrysomelidae. The record is from the annotation of a GenBank genome assembly.